AUGUCGAAGCUGGUGCAAAUGGAAAAUAAGCUGAUGAGUCGUUUGCAAGUUAUUGCCAAGGACAUGCAGCAAAAGCUAAAUAUGAUAAGGCUCUUCCAGCAAAUGUUGAAGCGUUCACCCGAGGACAGUUACGAAAAGCACGAGGAAUUUGUGGCAAAUCCGCUAAACGCAUUCGCACUACUUCGAAGGUUGCAGCAGGAUUGGCCCAAGUGGCUGAUGUAUCUGAAGACUCAACCCGAAAUAGAAGAGAUGCAGCAGGAGAUGCAGAAGGCGCCAAGCGAGAAAGAUUUGCAGACAGCAAUAAAAGGCUUGCUGCGCAUUGAGAGAGUCUAUGAUCUAGAGUCAUCGCACAUGGCCAAGGGCCUGUUACUAGGCAAACAAUACGACUCAUUUCUCACUUCGCCCGACUGCGAAGCCUUGGCGGACAAUCUCUUUAAUCGCACCGAGUAUUCGAGAUCUACGCACUGGUACCGCACUGCAAUACGCCUGUACAAAAAGCCAUAUGGAAAACUGUACAAUCGUGUGCUGGGCUUAAAGCGCAAGGGACUCAACAGAAAGUAUGCCCAGGCAAUUGUCUACGAUCGUAAGCAAUUCGAAUAG
Molecule: messenger RNA, 600 nt
Organism: Drosophila montana
Lineage: Eukaryota; Metazoa; Arthropoda; Insecta; Diptera; Drosophilidae
Product: prolyl 4-hydroxylase subunit alpha-2-like
Exons: 3
Coding region: 1-600 (199 amino acids)
Cellular component (GO): endoplasmic reticulum
Molecular function (GO): protein binding; procollagen-proline 4-dioxygenase activity
Source: RefSeq, a predicted model, not a curated record